AUGCUGCAGGCGGUGGCGAACGCGGAUCUGGAGCGGCUGGCGCAGCUGGCGUCCGUAAUGGACAACCACGCGACGACUCUGGCCGUGCUGCGCAAUGUGGUAUCAGCGGCUUGCCCAGAGGAGGUGAAGACCGUCCAGUACAUCGCACAGGUGCACACGGAGGACGGGCAGGAGGCGAGGUCGGCGAUGAGGGAUGUGGCCGCGGCGGCCAUGUUCGACAUCAUUCGGCGGCAUGUCCUUCAUGGCUGCGCCCUGGCACUCCCGCUCCGGGAAUGCGUCGUGUUGCCCAGCGCGCGUGCCAACGAGAUACUGCAGGGAACGCCGGCGGCAUACGGCCGCGAGAAGCACGUGCCGUGCGGCGGCACGGCGAUGGAGUUCAUGCGCGGCAGCGUCCUGGGCAUCGUCGUGCAGGUGUUGGCCAGCACGCGCGCGUGGGCUGCAGAGCAGGGAUUGCUUCGGCGGGCGGAGCAUGGUUCGCCCAUUGGGGACGGGCUAGUGCUGGCGGGCGGCAGCAUACAUAACGCGCUGCAGCCCGCGUCACAGCGAUUGUCGGUGGCGCAGGCCGACGCGGACGUUUUCGUGGUGGGUGCUGUCAGUGCUGCCGCAGGCGCGCGCAUGGCGGCCCAGUUUUUGGAGGGCCUCGCGCAUCGCGCGGAGGUGGUGCAGGACAGCUUGCUGCUGACGGAGCGCAGCGUCAGCGCGCUGUACGUGAUACCACCAGGUUGCGCUGACGCGGGACGUCGUCUUCGGGUGCAGGUGUGCCUGCGCUCGUAUUUGUCAACAUACCACGUCCUGAACAGCUUCGACUUGUGCGCCUGCAAAGUGGCGGCCCUGCCGACCGGCGCAAUCGUGGCCCAUCCACGGUUUGUGUACGGCUGCGCACGUGGACGGGUGCAGCUGGUGCUGCCAUGCCACCGUCAGCCGGCAACUGGCGCGCGCGUUGCCAAGUACUGGGAGCGCGGGUGGCUGUGCGAGGCAAUUGACGAGGCCGACGAGGGUGUGCUGCACCCGCCUGCUGGGGCGUCGGAGUCGAGCAUGGGCGGCAAUGUCGUGGUCGUCCGUCCCACGACCUGUUCGACGACGGACCUGCUCCAGGUCGCCCUACCGCUCAUGACAUCGUGGGAGGCAGCUUCGGAUGCGGAAUGGCGUGUAGGCAAGGUGGCCUUGCACGAAGCCCGCAGUGAAGUUGUGCCGCAGCGCGCCAAAGCGGUGAUGGCCCGGCGUUGGGCCAUCGCGGCGCUCACCGAGCUGCGGCCUCGCUUCGAGGACAAUGAGGAUUUUAACGCUCAGCUACCAGCGGGCAGUUCAGCGGACGGCUGCAAGUCGCUUGGCGAACUUGUGCGGCGCGACUUUUUUCCGCGCUUGAGGGCCGCUGCUGCUUCGGCCAGGGGCCGCGUGUUGUUUGUCUGCGACUGUGUUGUAGGACAGUUGCCAGGCGGCGACGCGUGCACAGGGCGGCUGGAAAUGGAUUGGCGGGGCUGCAAGGUCGUCGCAGCAGCGCACACGUGCAGCUGUGCAGCAAAGAUUAGGCCAAACGAACGAGUGGCUGCCGGUGUGCAAGUGGACCGGCCUCUGGGGUGCGCCUCUGCAGUGUCGGUGCCAGACGGGAUCCUGUGGUCCGACCAGCAGAACCCGUCGCUGCCGGCCAGCAUGACGGACGUGCUGGGCUUGAGAGCGCGCGGCCGGCUGCUGGAUGUGCUGCAGGUGGAGCUGGUUGCGGCAGAAACACGGGUGAUGUUCACGCCGGUGCUGGGCCGGGUGCCAGUAAAGCACGGCGACCUGGCAACUAUGCAAGGCAAGCUGCAUGACAUCACAGGUCCCACUCCGGUGGUGGUGUGCGGCACCGCCCCUCAGCUCAAGCGGGCUGCCGAGGUGGCGAUGGGCGAGGUGCAAGUGGGGGCUGCCAAGCCAGCUUUGAACGGGCAGCAGGUCACCUUGCUGUUUGCAAAAGUGGAGGUGGACGACCCCGCCGCUGUGGAUCUGGUCCGGUCCAAGGUGGAUGCGCUCGACGUCGGCCAGCUGUGGAGCAAGCUGUCUCGGCAUAAAGCAGCAGGCAGUGCUAUGCACAAGGUGGACAUGGUUGGAAAAGCAUACAUCGCUACCGACAGGAGCAACAUUGCCGGAUGGGAGAAGCUGGUGACAUCGUUUGCCGCGUGCUAUCUGCUGGGCGGCACACCUUUCAACCUGGUGGCGCGUACAAGCAAUCAAGGGGUGCAGCUGCACUUGGAUGGUGGAGACGGACCGCUGUCAGUGAUCCUGUGGUUGCCAGCUGGGCGUGGGACCUUGCAAGGCGGGGCCUUUUGUGUGCCUAGCCUAGGCCUGCAGCUGCUGCUGAACAUGACCCUGGUCGUGCUGGCGGCUGGCGCUUUGGAGCACGGCACCAUCGCGCCAGUGGUACCGCCUGGCACAGCUGCUGGCGCGUGCUGCAAAGGCUGGCGGGUCCCAGGAGCUGCAAGCCAUGCAGGCGCAGGUGCAAGAGAGGCUGAUGCAGGCAAAGACUGCUUGCAGCCGUGCGGCAGUACGUGA
Messenger RNA from Volvox carteri f. nagariensis, 2526 nucleotides. RefSeq lists its product as uncharacterized. The transcript is spliced from 8 exons. Lineage: Eukaryota; Viridiplantae; Chlorophyta; Chlorophyceae; Chlamydomonadales; Volvocaceae. The record is from RefSeq and is a predicted model, not a curated record. Bases 1 to 2526 code for a protein of 841 amino acids.